GGACGGCAGCGGGGACAUGGAGAAUGUCAGCAUACAUAGAAGUCAGCUAAAAAAAUAGUUUCUCUAAUUGAUAGCAACGAAAUACCGAUUCUUCCCCAGUCCCGGUUGUGUAGACCAGAGAAGCUGACACCAUGGCCACAGCACAAAGCGCAGUGAUGGUUGCAGUGUGCAUUUUGCUCAUAACAGAGCUUAUCCUGUCAAGGAAGGACUACUAUGACAUCCUCGGUGUCCCCAAAGAUGCCACCGAACGCCAGAUCAAGAAGGCCUUCCACAGGCUGGCCAUGAAGCUGCACCCUGACAGGAACAAGAGUCCCGACGCCGAAGCAAAGUUCCGGGAAGUCGCUGAGGCAUAUGAAACACUCUCGGAUGAGAAGAGGAGGCAGGAGUACGACCAGAUGGGCCACAGCCCUUUCUUUACCGAGGACACUACAGCAGGAGGAGGAGGCCGCAACCCACACUUCCACCAUCAGACGUUUGACUUUGACGACAUGUUCCGAGACUUUGACUUCUAUGCCCAGAGCCGUCAGUCUCAGCAGCAGCAGCAGCACCGGCGCCACUUUGAGGAGCACCUCCGCAGCCACCAGCAGGCCCACCAGCAAGCCCACCAGCAGGCUCAUCAGCAGGCCCACCAGCAGGCCCACCAGCAGGCUCAUCAGCAGGCCCACCAGCAGGCCCACCAGCAGGCUCAUCAGCAGGCUCACCAGCAGGCUCAUCAGCAGGCUCACCAGCAAGCCCAUCAGCAGGCCCACCAGCAGGCCCACGCCCGCCUCAAGAGACACUUCCAGGGAGGCUUCGGAGCAGCCGGAGAAGGGGGUGCCACUGGACUCUUCGACGACAUGUUCGAGGACAUGGAGAAGAUGUUUACCUUUGACAGAGACUCCAAUCGGCCCGAAAGCCGCUUCCAGGGCACAGCCAAACAGCAGUGCAGGACAGUCACGCAACGCAGGGGGAACAUGGUGACCACUUACACAGACUGCACUGCCUCCUGAUGGCACGAAGCGGGAAUGGAUACCCCAGUUUCUUUCUUUUUUCAUGAGGAGUUCAGCUCUUUGAGGGACACAAUUGGCGUUUCUAAGUUAUUGCAGUUGCUGCUUUUGAGAUGAUUGAGUGAAAUGUACUUUGUAGUAGAAAAAUUGAAAAAUAAGCUGCCUGAUACAAGGUUGGAGGGUAUUUUGGUCACGGUGCAUUUAUUAUUCAUAUCCUAAUAAGCAACUCUGCCAGAGAAAUGCCGGCCUGUGUGAGUUUUGCUGAAGUGCUAUACAGGUGACAAACAAAAACAAAAAACACCAAGUACGAAUGUGUGUGAGAUGACACUACUGUUUUUGUAACACAAGUCUGUAAAGUAAGAUAAUCCGAAGAAAGUGAAAAUCACAAAUUUGUUCUUUCCAACUCAGUCUAAACUUUAAACUUUUUGCCCUCAUAAGUUAUCUAACCUAAUUGAAUGUUACUUAUUUCCAUCAAUAGUUCUGAAGGAACAAAUGGAAUAUGAAACCAAAACUGUACUUAAAUUGUUAAAUUGCUAAAUUGAAAUUAAUGAAAAAUAUAUACAUAUAUAGUUUUGUCAAGUUUGCUGACCAACGUAAGUAAUUUAUUAAACACAGUGCACAUUAGAGCUUUUUCAGCAUAAUAUGCUGAUCAAUUAUAUUGUUUUGCUUCAUAGUUAAACCAGCAAUUCUCAUUUAUUUAAUCUUUUAAGUCUGAUGGAUUGGUUUUGAGAAGACUGUAUCUAAAUAGAUCAUUCCUGUUUCUGAUGUUACUUUGAAUGACCCAACACUUGUACUGAAUUGCCACUCUGAUGUGCUCUGAAAUACUACUCAGCAGUUAAUAGAGUUUAUGUUUAGGUCAAACAUUUAUCAUGUGUUACAAAGGUGCCUUUGUCUGUGAAUUGGAUUCUAUUGUCAAAUGCUGUAUGCCACACAGGUGAAACUGUUUGCCCCUAAAUGCUAUGUGUAUGUCAUUUCCCAUCUCCACAUACAAAGCAAUGAGGCAGCAGUUUUUAAAAGUAGCCUUGAAAACUCCAAACUACUUCAUUAUAUAUAUAAAAAUGUCCCUACCCCCUCUUUUGUGACUUGUGUACAAUGGGUAAUGACCCUUUCAACUGACAGUAUGGAUCAGCACUUUGGAAAUUCUGUUGUGUUUUGUUGUUUGUGUUUCUAUUUUUCAUUUUUUCACCACAAUUAUUUUAAAACAUUACCAGUUUGUGUUUUUGUUAUGGUGUGUAUAUGUUUUAUGGAAAACAAAAAUAACAACAACCGUAGUAACGUACCAACAUGAUGCAGAUAAGAAGAAUGUAACCCAUCUUGUGUAAUCCCAACUUGUACCUUGCUUGAGCAAUGAUCAUGGUUCAAUACCAUGGUUGGACCACAAUAUUGAACCGUGUGUAUGUAUGUAGGUGUGUGUGAAUGGGGAUGUAUACUGUGUUCUUUGACAUAUCACCUUUUACCUCAAUUUUUUUGUUGUAUGUACGUGCAAUAUUUUAAGUGCCAGCGGCUCAUCUGAUAUGACUGCUGAUGCAGUUUCAUUGUUACUGGCUGGCCUUAACUGUGUUUUGAAUCUCAGCUGAGUCUCAGCUCUGUCCCAUUCAGCACUUUGCAUAUGAAUCCUGUGGAUGGUUUGUUUUGUGUGAAUUAGACUGGCAGGUUGGAGCCGGUGUGUACAAUUUGGGGUGGAUGAGAAAUAAAAAUCCAGUAUUAUA
Messenger RNA from Engraulis encrasicolus (European anchovy), 2695 nucleotides. It is a transcript of the gene dnajb9a, whose product is annotated as DnaJ heat shock protein family (Hsp40) member B9a. The record is from RefSeq and is a predicted model, not a curated record. The transcript has 3 exons. Gene Ontology annotation, molecular function: misfolded protein binding; protein-folding chaperone binding. Bases 132 to 989 code for a protein of 285 amino acids. NCBI's taxonomy places the organism in Eukaryota, Metazoa, Chordata, Actinopteri, Clupeiformes, Engraulidae. Gene Ontology annotation, cellular component: endoplasmic reticulum.